Mirounga angustirostris (Northern elephant seal) is the source of this 2000-nucleotide messenger RNA. It is a transcript of the gene F2RL3, whose product is annotated as F2R like thrombin or trypsin receptor 3. Bases 418 to 1590 code for a protein of 390 amino acids. Gene Ontology annotation, biological process: positive regulation of Rho protein signal transduction; thrombin-activated receptor signaling pathway; blood coagulation. NCBI's taxonomy places the organism in Eukaryota, Metazoa, Chordata, Mammalia, Carnivora, Phocidae. Gene Ontology annotation, molecular function: thrombin-activated receptor activity. The transcript has 2 exons. Gene Ontology annotation, cellular component: plasma membrane. The record is from RefSeq and is a predicted model, not a curated record.
GGUGGGGAGAGGUUUCAGGAAGGGCCAAGAGCCCCUGAGUUCGUGACCCGGCGGGCUGUCAUGGGAACAGGGGCUGCAGACAGGACGGGAUAGCAGGAAGUAGCCACUUGGCCCAUAGAGGCUUCCUGAGCUGAACGGGGGCUGAGGGCGGGGAGUGCAGCUUGGAACCUCCUCCCGCAUCCUGCUGGCCCCGCACCUGGCCCCCCGCGGGUGGAACUGACUGACGCUAGCCCCCAGGCCUCCUCAGGCCACACCGCGGGCCUGCCGCGGGCUUGUGGGGGCAGGGGCUGCUUUAUCUCACAGGCCCUGUCUGCUCCUCCACGGGCGCUCAGGAAGCUGGGGGUGGGGGGUCAGCCAGGCAGGAAGCCUGAGGUCAGCGGCUGCAGUCCAGAGCAGCCGGCGCCCAGCCCUGGCAGCAUGUGGGUCCUCGUGCUGCUGUGGCCCGUGGUGCUGGGGUUCAGCCUGGAAGAUGACAGCCAGAACACCCUCACCUACGACGAGAUGGGGAGCGCGGGGGCAGAUGGCACACUGGGGCCCUUGAGCGGGCCCCAGGGGGAGACCCCUCACUCACCCCACCUGCGCAGCUUCCCCGGCCAGCUCCAGGACAACGGCAGCAACGUCCUGGAGCUCCCGGACAGCUCCCGGGCCCUGCUGCUGGGCUGGGUGUCCACGAGGCUGGUGCCCGCGCUCUACGGGCUGACCCUGCUGGUGGGGCUGCCCGCCAACGGCCUGGCGCUGUGGGUGCUGGCCACCCGGGUGCCGCGGCUGCCCUCCACCAUGCUGCUCAUGAACCUGGCGGCCGCCGACCUCCUGCUGGCCCUGACGCUGCCGCUGCGCGUCGCCUACCACCUGCAGGGCCCGCACUGGCCGUUCGGCGAGGCCGCCUGCCGCGCCACCACCGCCGCGCUCUACGGCCACAUGUACGGCUCCGUGCUGCUGCUGGCCGCCGUCAGCCUGGACCGCUACCUCGGCGUGGUGCACCCGCUGCGGGCGCUCAGCCUGCGCGGCGGGCGCCUGGCCGCCGGGCUCUGCGCCGCCGCCUGGCUGGCGGCCGGCGCCCUGGCGCUGCCCCUGGCGCUGCAGCCGCAGACCUUCCGGUUGUCGCGCUCGGACCACGUGCUGUGCCACGACGCGCUGCCCGUGGGCGCCCAGGCCUCCUACUGGCGGCCCGCCUUCCUCUGCCUGGCCGUGCUCGGCUGCUUCCUGCCGCUGCUCGGCCUGCUGCUCGGCUACGGGGCCACCCUGCGCGCGCUGGCGGCCGGCGGCCCGCGCUACGGCCGCGCGCUGAGGCUCACGGCGCUGGUGCUGGCCUCGGCCGUGGCCUUCUUCGUGCCCAGCAACGUCCUGCUGCUGCUGCACUACUCGGACCCGCGCCCGGACGCCUGGGGCGACCUGUACGCCGCCUACGUGCCCAGCCUGGCGCUCAGCACCCUCAACAGCUGCGUGGACCCCUUCAUCUACUACUACGUGUCUGUGGAGUUCAGGGACAAGGUGCGGGAGGGGCUGCUCUGCGUGGCUCGGGGCGCCUCCGCAGCCUCCAGGGAGGGGGCCGCCCAGGGCACUGGCACCCGGUCCACCUCCCUCGUGUGACGGCCCCCCCGGAAGGCGGGGCAGGUGGACAGGGCGCCGUGCGGGCUCGAGCGGGGCCCCCUCCCGAUUCACGUGUACCGGGAGCCCCUGAACUGAGCUCAUCUGGAAAUAGGGCCUUUGCAGGUGUUAUUAAAAUUCGGUCACACUGGCCUAGGGGAAGCCCUAAAUCUGCUGUGACCAGUGUCCUUAUUAGGAGAGGCCCAGGUACACACAGGGGAAGAGGCCAUCUGAUCACGAAGGCAGACACUGGGGUGAACAGGACGAUCGCUAGCAGCCACCAGAAGCCGGGACGGCAGCCUGAGACGCCCUCCCUCGGAGCCCCCCCAAAGAAGUGGACCCUGCCCACACCCUGAUCUCAAGCUUCCGGCCUCCAGAACGGUCAGAGAAUAAAUUUCUGUUGUUUUAAGUCA